Messenger RNA from Stegostoma tigrinum, 6441 nucleotides. It is a transcript of the gene lnpep, whose product is annotated as leucyl/cystinyl aminopeptidase. Gene Ontology annotation, cellular component: cytoplasm. Gene Ontology annotation, molecular function: metalloaminopeptidase activity; zinc ion binding; peptide binding. Lineage: Eukaryota; Metazoa; Chordata; Chondrichthyes; Orectolobiformes; Stegostomatidae. The transcript is spliced from 18 exons. The coding region runs from base 543 to 3788 and encodes 1081 amino acids. The record is from RefSeq and is a predicted model, not a curated record. Gene Ontology annotation, biological process: peptide catabolic process; proteolysis.
UUAAGAGCACAUUUAUUUGGGGGAGUGUGCUUUAAUGAUGAACUUGUGAGAAGGCUGAAGUUAUUGCCUACAGUCCAUGCCACAACGUUUUUUUUCCCCCCUAACUUCUGACUCUAUCCCUCUCAUUUACAACUGCCUAAAAUUGAACCAACCACACCUUUCAACCUUGGUGUGACAUUUAACCCCAGGGUAAGCUUCUGAUCACAUAUCUACAUCCUCACAAAAAUUAAGAUUUACUAUGCCUACCUGCAUAAUUGCCCAAAUCCACAACUCUGCAGAUGUCAAAUGGCUGUCUUUUCAAAGCCUCGUCCAGAGGACCGGAGGACAGCUAAUGCUCGAAUAUGCCCAAGAGGGUGCAGAGAAAAUUUACAAGAAGGCUAGAGAUUUUCACUUAUCAAGAAAGAUUGGAUAGACAGAGAUGACAAGGUGUGGACCUGGAUGAACGCAGCAGGCUAGACAGCAUCAGAGUAGCAGGAAAGCUGACAUUUCGGGUCUGGACCCUUUAGAAGAAGGGUGUUACCUUGUUAUCUCAGACUCCAGCAAUGGCAGUUCCUACUAUCUUGGAUGGACAGGGGUUGUUUUCCUUAGAGCCCAGGAGAUUCAGAGGAAACAUAAAUUAUGAGAGGCUAAGGCAGAAAAAACCGGAAGAAACCUUUCCCUUUGAUGGAGGGAUCAGUGACCAGGGGUUAUGGAUUUAUGAGCGAGCCCAGUUGCCCAGAAAUAUGAUUGAAAAUAGCAUGUUUGAAGAGGAGCCUGAUAUAGUUGACUUGGCCAAAGAGCCACGCCUUCAUCCCCUGGAACCUGAUGAAGUUGAAUAUGAGCCCCAUAGUUCACGGUUGUUGGUGCGUGGUUUGGGAGAACAUGACCUGGAGGAUGAUGAAGAAGACUAUGAAUCUUCUGCAAGGCUUUUGGGCAUGUCGUUCAUGAACAGGAGUUCCAAUCACCGCAAUAACAUGUCCGGGGCUUAUAACCGGGAAGCAUCAGGGGAACCUUGUUCCUUUUCUUCUGCUCGGACCGUAAUUAUUGGAGCAUUUGUUGUGGUGAUUAUACUUUCAAUAGCGAUGGUUGUCUACUUUUUGCCAAAAUGUACCUUCACCAAAGAAGGCUGCCAUAAAAAGAACACAACUUUAACACUCAUAUAUCCUUUGGCAACCAAUGGCCAGGUGUUUCCUUGGCCAAAGAUGAGAUUACCUAAUGCUGUUGUCCCGAUGCAUUAUGAUCUUACUUUGCAUCCCAAUCUCACCACCAUGAAAUUCACAGGUUCUGUGCAAAUAACCCUCCUGGCCAAGGAGGAUACCAAUAACAUCACUCUCCACAGCUAUGGUCUCAAAAUCAGCAAAGCAACCAUCGCUCCAAGGGCAUCGAAUCAAGCAAAGGAUGUCCAGGUUUUGGAAUACCUACCACAUCAACAAAUUGCAAUUAAAGUUAAUCCAGCACUGUUGAAUGGAAAAAAGUACACAUUGAAUCUGGAAUUUGCAGCAAAUUUAUCGGAUGGUUUUUCUGGAUUUUACAAAAGCAGCUAUCAAAAUAAAAACAAGACCAGAAUAUUGGCCGCCACACAGUUUGAGCCAACUUCAGCACGAAAGGCUUUCCCAUGCUUUGAUGAACCAGCUUUUAAGGCAACAUUUACGAUCAAGAUAAUCAGGGAUGCUGAACACAUCUCAUUAUCCAACAUGCAGAAGGAUGCUACAACAUCACUUGACAAUGGACUGUUUCAAGACACAUUUGCAGAAAGUUUAAACAUGAGCACUUACCUGGUGGCAUUUAUUGUGGCUGAAUUGAAGAAUGUCUGCCAGGAGACUGAAAGUGGAAUUCUGGUAUCUAUAUAUGCUGUUCCUGACAAGAUGGAUCAAAUGCAUUAUGCAUUAGAAGCAUCAAUGAAGCUUCUGAAAUUUUAUGAAGACUUCUUUAAUAUAUCCUAUCCCUUAAAGAAACUGGAUUUGGUGGCUCUCCCUGAUUUUGAAGCAGGAGCGAUGGAAAAUUGGGGUCUAAUCACUUUCCGAGAAAUAGCACUCCUUUACAAAGAAGAGACUGCUUCAGUACUGGACAAACAGAUAGUCACUCUAGUGAUUGCUCACGAAUUGGCUCAUCAGUGGUUUGGCAACCUGGUGACAAUGGAAUGGUGGAAUGACCUUUGGUUAAAUGAAGGAUUUGCCACCUUUAUGGAAUACUUUUCACUUGAAAAAAUAUUCCCUGAACUCGAAGUGGCUGAUCGCUUUUUACGUACUCGAUUUGAAGCAAUGGAAAAGGAUUCAAUGAAUUCUUCCCAUCCUGUCUCUACUCCAGUUGAAACUGCUGAACAAAUUGACGAAAUGUUUGAUUCAGUUUCAUAUGAAAAGGGGGCUUCCAUCCUUUUGAUGUUGAAGGACUAUCUUAGUGAAACAGUUUUCCAGCAAGGAAUUGUGAGAUACUUAAAUGAACAUAAGUAUCAGAACACAAAAAAUGAAGACUUGUGGAACAGUAUUAUGAAAGUUAAAAAUGUAGAUUUCAAUGUGAAAGAAAUGCUGAAAACUUGGACACUGCAGACAGGGUUCCCUGUCGUCACUAUUAAAUUAGACAAAACUGGUAAUAAAAUUCACCUCAGUCAAGAACGUUUCCUCAGGAUGUCCAUUUCACAGGAUCCAUCAUCCUCACCCAAUUCCAGUCACCUGUGGCACAUUCCAUUGACAUACAUGACCAGCAGUUGCAGCAAUUAUGGCCAACCCAAGUGUAUCAAAACAUGGCUUCUCAAGAACAAAACAGACAUCAUUGACCUUAAAGAACCAAAUGUGACCUGGGUGAAGUUUAACAUAAAUAUGAAUGGCUAUUACAUCGUACAUUAUGAAAGAGAGAUCUUGAUGGAAUUACUUGGAUUAUUACAAAGUAAUCAUUUAGCGCUCAGUGACCAGGACCGAGCUGGUUUCAUUAAUAACGCAUUUGUGCUUGCAAGUGCAGGAAAAAUUUCAGUGCAGCAGGCAUUGUCCAUAACCAAGUAUAUGAAGAAUGAAAGCAGUAAUGCACCAACAGCUGAAGCAUUGCUUCAACUCCGCAAAAUCUACUGGCUUGUACAAAAGAGGGGAAUGCUGCAACUUGCUGAUCGGAUGGAGAAAUAUAUUUUCACUAUUUUUGGAGACCUGAUUAAUCAUCAGGUCUGGAGUAACAGCGGAUCAUUGUCUGAAAGGCAACUUCGUGCCACUCUUCUCAGUGUUGCUUGUGACUACAACUAUGGCACCUGUGUCCAAAAUGCAAGUGAACUGUUUAACAAUUGGGAGAACUCCAAAAAUCUGAGUGUCUUACCAUCUGAUCUAACAAUGACGAUCUACACUGUUGGAGCACGUGAUGACAAGGGCUGGACAUUCCUACACCAGAUGUAUAAUACUUUGCAGACGGAAGCAGAGAAAAGCAAAAUGCUACAUGCCAUGGCAAAAAGCAGCAAUCCUCGAGAGCUGAUUAGGUUAAUGCAAGAAAGCCUGCAACAUGAAACAAUAAGGGCACAGGAAAUACCUUCCAUUCUUUCUACUGCCAGCAAAACCUUGGUUGGAUGUCUCUUUGCUUGGGAUUUUGUAAAGGAAAAUUGGGAUAAUAUAGUUAAAAAAUUUCAGCCUGGAUCAUUUACUGUUGAAACCAUCAUUAUUCAAACAACAUCCCAGUUUUCAACAAAGACUCGCCUGUUUGAGGUUCAAACAUUUUUUGAUUCACUGAAGGACAAGAGUUCACAGUUGCGGGCUGUCCAAGAAGCACUUGAAGUAAUUCGUCUGAACAUCCAGUGGAUGGAGAAAAACUUGAAAAGCCUAGAAGAAUGGCUAUAGAAAUUAUUCUUUCUCUUCUCUUCAGUAAAUACACCUAUGUGCUAAGUGAUGCUAAAUUGCAGUAGUAUAAAGCAGGAAUAAGUCAGUUGUCACUCAUAGUAACAUCAGUUUGCACUAUUGGAGGAUUGUAGUUAGCUCAGGGUAACUUACUGUUUGUUCAAUCAUUGAAAUGUAAUUGCGAUUGUGAGAAGCUGCAGACCAAACUCCAGGAAUCUGGUGAUGGAUGAAUGUAUUUGCAGAAGACAAAUAAGUAAAAUGCUCAUUUUGAGUUCUUGGUUUUAACUAUUUGGCAUGUGAAUGGGGAGGUCAAGAAUGUGUGCUAGGUAGCGUACAAAGACAGAAUGUUCAGCUUACCCAGCAAUGUAACUUUUUGUUUUACCAUGUGCUUUGCAGCAAGGCAUUGUUUACUUUUCCCAUAUGGUUUUAACAUUUGAUGUGGCGUAUUGCCGCUGGCCCUCACCAUAAUAGCAAGUACUGAAAAGUGGAUACUCACUUCUUUGUAAGGCAUGUUCAUGGCCAUUAGCACAAAGCUGGUCAUAUAUAGUACUUGGUGUAUUUCCUUGUAUUGUGUUAGAAAUACAAGCAAUAUGAACGCAUAUAACUUGAAUUCCUACAUCCUUAUUGAGGUUGCUGUUCUGACAGAAAAGAAUGUGACCCCCAAAUGCUGAAUCCAACAAAACAAAAGAUUAUUUAAUCCAGUUAUUAUGAACAAGUAGCUCCAGCUAUUGUACAUUUUUAUUAGUUGUUCACCACCUGCAAGCUGAAUCAACUGAAUAAUGUAUAUUCUUUUUAAAAAAAAAAUGACUUAGCUAUAUAUUAUGGAAAGAACUGUGAAGCUUGAGUUUACAAUACCAGUUUUUAUUCUUGGAAACAAUGGUGACCCAUUGAGAUUUGCUGUGGUCAGACUCACUCAAAUUAGUUAGCACCUUGCCUCACUCACAGUCAGCUACACUUAUUUAACAGAUUUGUGUUUUAAGCGCAGUUAAUGUUUGCAAAUUGUAUGAGACAACCAGUCAGAAUUUAACAGCUUUAAAAAAAAGCUCCUCCUGUGCUUAAAAUCAAAAUAUACUGCAAUUGAGUGAAUUACAAACAGUUAUCCUGUCAAUAAAUGCAAAAUAUAUUGACAAAGUAUUGAAGUCAGGCAUGGACUUUGAGCUAUGAAAAAUCUAAAGGAUAUGCAAAGAAUGUAACUAAUUCUAGUGUUAAAUUAUUAGCCUCAGGUACUGACGAUAAUGUGGAUUAAGAAAUGUGAAGUGGGAUAUUAACAGACAAGUCUGGAUUGUUCUGGUUAUGCGAAGAAUUGUACUCUCAGUAAAUAGCCUGAGUAAAAUGAGAGAACUGGCACAAUGUUAGUGAUGAGAAGAAGCCAAUCCACAAAGGUACAUUCAUGGCCAAGUAAUCUGUGUUGACCUUUUAUUCCUGUCUUUUAUUCCUGUCUUUUUCCUUACCAUCAGGUGAACACUUCUUUUUUCUUCAUAAUUGCCGUUAACGAGUUUAUAAAAUGUACUUUCUAAUCAUUAAAGCUAUUGUUUGUGGGAAAACUAGAAGUAUGUAAUAAAUACUUUGCCCAAUGUGUGUAACCUGAAAUGGAAGCCAUAUUCACAAAAUUGAUAAACAAAAGGAAAAAUACCCAAAAUGUUGCUACUGUAUUGACAUUGCUCGUCUCUCAGGUGUAAUGCUUUAACUAUACAUUUUUGGUUUGUUAAGAGUGUAAUGGUUUAGAGUGGAAAAAUAGAACUGCUACAAUUUGGAAAACAACACAUUAUUUUUGAAAUUUUAAUAAAACUAUAUGAAUUAUAUAAAUUUCAGUUAGCUGUUACUUUACAAACUUUCAAAUAUAUCUUUUAACUGUUUAAAAUUUAGUGUUAUAUGUAUUUAAGAUUUUUUUAUUCGUUCAAAACGUAUAUGAUUGCACAGUAUUUUUGCUUGUAAUUAAGGUAGAUCUAUUAUGAACAAUGACAAAUGUUUAAAUUGCUAUACUUUCUCAUUUAUUUCUGAGGCCGAUUAAUAAAUUUUAUCAGUAUUUUAGAUUGAUACAUUUGAUUAUUCACAAACAAAUGUCCCUGCAAAACAUUGGUGCAGUUUGUGAAGUAGAAGUAAAUUGUUUGAUGAUGGCAUUUCUGAAUAGACAGCUGUGGAAAUUUGUCUUUGUGUAGUUUUAUAAGUUCAUGCAUACUUGUAUUUUAUUUGAUUAAUUUGACAUGAAAGCAUUGCUUAAAGGCUAUGCCUUGGUGUAUUUUGAGCUGUUCAAUUCCUAAUUGAAAUUUGUAAUCUGAAAUCCAAAUUGUAGGCAGGCAAAAGUUUUUGAGGAUUGAACAGUUCGUACCACAUCACUGUGACAUUUCCAAGGUAGAUCAUCCAAGCAUGUUUUAAUAUAUUCUAUGACCUAUUGUCUGUAUUUUUGGAGAAGGUUGACUACGUACAACAGCACAAAUAAUAUUGAUAUCUCAGGAUUUGCAAAUAAAUAUGCAAAGAGAAAUUGUUUCAAGCUUGAUGACAGAAAGCAAGUAUUGGGAAUAAUAUGUUCUUUGGCAUCCUUCCAUCUGCAUAAGAUAAUGGAGAUACUAGACAUGAUGCAGAAUUCUUUUGUGCCAGUUUCCUGGAGCAAUAUGUUACAGAACUAAUUAGCAAUAAAGGUAUUUUGGAUCAAGAA